Molecule: messenger RNA, 1467 nt
Organism: Auanema sp. JU1783
Lineage: Eukaryota; Metazoa; Nematoda; Chromadorea; Rhabditida; Rhabditidae
Source: the annotation of a GenBank genome assembly
AUGAAAGUAUACAGAAUUGAAGAAGGAACUUUCAAAACAUCGACAAGAGAAAGAAAGCUACGUACUGCUAAUAAGAUGCCUGGAAUACGUUUACUCAUCACAUCUAUUAUCUCUGUACUAACUGGAGGAUUUCAUUUCGGUUUUCAAGUCUCAAUUAUUAAUCCCAUGGCAGAUGUCUUGCAAAUGUUUCUGAUGAAGAAUUUCAAUAGUCGAUAUCAAAUGUAUCUUAGUGAAUCGGGCCAAGCUCUAAUUUGGUCAGCCGUUGCUGGAAGUCUUUUCAUCGGAGCAGCUUUUGGAGCAUGUUUCAUGUCAUUUUUUGUAGAAAAAUAUGGGCCCAAGAAAAGUCUCCUGCUAUCAGCUACAAUACUGCUCAUUGGUGCACCUAUGUCUGGGUUAGCUCAUUCAUUUGAAUCAGCUGAAAUUUUUAUAAUUGGAAGAUUAAUUUGUGGAAUUGGAGUCGGUAUGGGAACAACUGCUCACGGAAUAUUUCUGACAGAAAUAAGCCCCGUAUGUCAUCGAGGAAUUAUUGGAAGCAUUGGGGGAUUCUCUACAAACAUUGGUUUUAUUAUGGCUGGAGGAUUGGGAAUACCGUUAGCAUUAGGCACAGAUGAUAAAUGGCCAUUGCCAUACUACCUAGAGUCAAUUCCGUGCCUCAUUGCCAUGACAGCAAUUGUUUUCUGGUUUUACGAUAGCCCAGUAUAUCUGUUGAAAACAGGAAAUAUUGCGGCAGCUCAAGCAGCAUGUCAUGCAUAUUCUGGUAAUGAUGAAGAUUCUCUGGAAAAAAUACAAUUAGAAUUGAAAAAUCAGCAACAAGUUGACACAUUCAGAGGAAUCAUCGGAACUGCAUCGACUCGAAAUGCUCUCCUUCUGUCAGCAACUCUUAACGUUGUCGUUUCCUUCAGUGGAAUAAUGGCUGUGAGCUUCUUCGGAACGUUCCUCCUGCAAUCUAUUGGUUUCACUGAAACUUCAGCUUCUCUAGCUAAUUGCCUGAGUGCUCUGUCUGGAACGCUAGGAGCUGUGAUAGGAACACUUUAUGUGGAAAAAAUUGGCCGCCGAAUCUUAGUCUUAGGAUCCUUGUUGCUGCUGGCUGGUGUGAACACAUGCAUGAUGUUCUUCGUUUAUUUAUUUAACACAACCCAUAAAUUAUGGAUUGGCUGGGCUUUUCUUAUCCUUUUUAUUCUUUUCCUUUUCCUCUUCAGUGCCGGAAUCGGUCCAACAGCAUGGUUUUUGGGAGCUGAACUAGCGCCGGCAGCAGCCCGUGCCAAAGUUCAAUCAUUCAGCUUAGCAGCACAAUAUAUUUGUUGUUUUAUAUCUCCGAUGAUAUAUUAUCCUUUGUACAGCGUGAUUGGGCCGCUAGCCUUUUUGGCAUUUAUUGUGCCGUUGACAUCGAGUGCAAUCUACUUCUACAAUUGUUUACCAGAAACAAAAGGGAAAACAAGUGAAGAGAUUUCAGAAUUAUUGCAAUAA